AUGACCCGCCAAUCUUCGGCGAGCUUCGCGCAGUUCUUCCCUGCAGCCCCCCGCGUCGCUAAGGACAGAGCCGAACGAGAAAAGGCAAAGGUCAAGAUUCAAGAUACAGCAGGCGGCUCGAUCGCCGGUCCGAAAAGCAGCGGCAGCACCCCUCUGCCCAACGGCACGAGUGGCGGAAGAACAUCCGGAGCUGAUGGCCUACUAUCCGACACCUCGCAACAGCCAACCGCAGGCCGCGAGUCCCCCAUAGGAGAUAUUCUCAACACCGUUGGGUCUGCGAGCUCCUAUGAGAGCACUGUCUCCUCCGUCCUGAGCUCGACUGCGCGGCAAGCUGUUCCCAACGGUAUAUCUCAUAUCCCUACAUCCAGCGGCACGCCGCCCACGUCCGUUGAAUCACCCUCAAACUCGGGUAAUGUCGGCCUGUCGAAGACGAAUAUGCUACAAGUACAUGAUACCGAUCAGGGUGAGGCACCGGCCUCUCAAAAUAUCCCACCAUCCCGCCUGGGCAGCUCACAAAUCCCGGAACCAUAUCCUCCGAUUGAGCGCACUCCUGCGCGAGAUCCUACUCGAUCGCGAAAAGGCAUCAAGUGCACAUAUGACCCCAAUAUCGACCGGACCCUGUCGAAGCAUGGCAGGAAAGAUGCCAAGCCGAUAUAUAAGGAGUUUGGAUUGGAAGAUGACGCCCCUCCUCCCGACCCUCGCCUUGCAAAGGGCGGGCGACUGGGUUACAUCAAUACCGAUUUCCACCUCCCCAAGUCUCGCUUGCGACAAUCGCCCUACAAUUUGAGACCGUACCCCUACGACCCCAAGACCUCCAUCGGGCCAGGGCCGCCAACACAGAUUGUCGUUACUGGCUUCAAUCCCUUAAUCACAUUUUCCAAGGUGACGGCGGCCUUUGCGACCUUUGGCGACAUUGCAGAGAGCAGCAACAAGAUGCAUCCUGAGACUGGUAGCUACCUAGGAUUCGCAACGUUCCGUUACAAGGAUGCGCAUCCCAGUCGGUCGAGGCCCGCCUCUAUCAAGGCGAUUGAUGCCGCGCGCCGGGCCGUCAAGUCGAUGCAUGGGCAGCGCAUUGAGGCGAACCAAAUCCGAGUCGAAUAUGAUCCUGAAGGCAAGAAGAGCCGACAAAUGCUGGAGGAUGCCCUCAACAAAGACAGAGUUGCCCAAGAGGCCUCCAUCACGAAGGCGCCACCGACAGGCCCUCGAGCAAUCGUGUCCGACAAGGUUCCUGGACCGCCGCCCAUGGCACCAAAGGGCCCGUCUUCGCACAGGCAGGCCGUGGCAGGGGUUCCCGCUUGGGUGCCGAGCCAACCGAAGAUGCACGUCGCUGUCGAGGAGAAAAUCAUUGCAAAGCAGCUCGCGUGCGAGCCCUACAUCUUUGUUGCCCACGAGCAUGUUCCCGUCAUGGUUACGACGAUACCCCAUAUGAAGAAGCGACUUAAAGCGUUCGCUUUCGAAGAUAUCCGCAUUGACCGUACUGGCUACUACAUCUUGUUCCCCAACUCCUACCACGGCCGCAACGAAGCUAUGAAAUGCUACAGGGCUGCUAAUCACACCGACCUGUUCACUUACAACAUGGUGAUGCAGCUCUCCCUUCCACCCACGACCAGUCGAGAUUCCGAGUCCGCCGCCCCGCCGCCCCGACGACGAACACCAAGUCCCGAACGCAAGCGCCGAAGCGAUGUGCGACUACGAGAGGACAAGGACCGCCGUCGUCGAGAAGAAGAGGCAGACGUAGAGGAGGAGAAGCGGCAAAGAGCUAAAAACUUUGACCCUGUCCUCGAAGCCUGUGAGGUUGUCACCCGGGAACUGGCAGAGCAUCUGAUCAAGCACAUCCGUACGAGGGUUGCUGCUCCUACUCUGACCACUUUCCUGGACCCUUCAAACCACGUCACAAAACGACGGCAGCUGCAUCUGGAAGAUCCAGUCGGGUCUGUUCCAUCUGUCACUGUCGAUGCUGGUGAUGAGAGCCCCGGUGUCAGCACGCCCAACUCAGGUGCAGACCCUAUCGAGCGUCGUACAGGCCGUCUGGAGAUAUCGGCCCUGCCUCGAAUCCGUAAGGCCAAAGCUACUGCUCAGGGAGGAUCACGCCACCAUGGCUUCACCGAUCCUUUCUCGCGCAAGCGGGUGUCGCAAAGUCGCAAUGCGUUCAGGUCGCUGCACCAUCGUCUCAAGAGCUACGACAGUGACGCCGAAUCUGACGACGAGGCUGCAAUCAGAGAGUCUCUGGCGAGAGAUACCGAAGAGCCCGAUUCUAGGCCGCGCAGCCGUAUGAGCACGGAUGACGAAGUCAAGGAUGACUUUGCCUCCUGGGGACCAGCGGAGGAAGACUCUAUGACCGAGGCAAGCUUUGCUAUUGGCGAAAGUUUGACAGCGACGAAGAAGAGAAAACUAGAUCUCGAGAUCCAGUCGGCAAUCAAACGUCAGAAGAAGUCCGAUGAGGAACUCUUUGGGGUCACGCUAGACAAUGUCGAACCCGAGUUGCUGGUUCACGAAAUCUCGGAAGAGGCUACCCCUGACGCCGAUUUGCUCGAUGCACAGAGCACUCGAUCCGAGACUCCACUGUCAACUUCCAAGGGCAUAGUCAAGAAGACGAAGUCGAAGAAGAAGUCGAAGAAACAGAUGUUUGAGGAAAGGGAGGCGCUCAAAAAGCAGCACAUCCCGACACCCGUGGAAGUGGAAAUGGAGGAGGAAACACAAGCCCCGACCGAGACUCUUUUAGAAGAGGUCAAGCCGGUGCCGGUAGAGACCAAGGUUGAGGAACCAGAGCCGCUGCCGCUACCAACGAAGGUAGAUCCGGCCUUAUUCUCGACUACACCCACCCCCGCUCUCGAUCUAUCUAGCGAUUUCAAACUCAGCAUUUCCGCGUUACAAGAGCUCGCGCUGUCCGCAUGCGAUGGCCCUGAUGUUACCAAACUCAGGAAGAGGUUCGCUGGAGCAGAUCUCGGAGACCCGCUCCUCUGGUUAUGGCGGCGCAAUCGUGUACGGGAGCUUAACUCCCCUUCCGGGUCGGUCGACCAGGCCGUGGGCAUUGAUGGCUACUACGUCCCAAACGCUACCGGGGCUGCACGAACCGAAGGAGUCAAAAAGAUUCUUAACGCCGAAAAGUCCAAGUACCUGCCCCACCACAUCAAGGUCCAAAAGGCCAGAGAGGCACGUCAAGCCAAGUACCAGAGGGAUGGUAAGGACGCUGCAAUUGAGGCCAGCAGGCUCACUGCGGCAGAAAAGGUUGUCGCCAAGGGCAACUCAAGAGCCAACCGCGCCAACAAUCGUCGUCACGUGUCGGCACUCCAGGACGAGAAGAAGAUAUCGGGCGACUCUGACGCCUUUAAGUUCAACCAGCUUAAAAAGCGGAAGAAGCCUGUCAAGUUUGCCCGGUCCGCGAUUCACAAUUGGGGUUUGUACACAGAGGAAAACAUCAACAAGGACGACAUGAUCAUCGAGUAUGUCGGAGAACAAGUCAGACAAUCCAUCUCUGAGAUUCGCGAAAAGCGCUACCUCAAGAGUGGUAUGGGCAGCAGUUAUCUGUUCCGUAUUGACGACAACACGGUCAUCGACGCCACCAAGAAGGGCGGCAUCGCUCGUUUCAUCAACCACAGCUGCAUGCCCAAUUGCACGGCCAAGAUCAUCAAGGUCGACGGAAGCAAGCGGAUCGUCAUCUACGCCCUCCGCGACAUUGGUCAACACGAGGAGCUGACGUAUGACUACAAAUUUGAGCGUGAAAUUGGCAGCCUGGAUCGCAUUCCCUGUCUGUGUGGUACGGCGGCGUGUAAAGGAUUCCUCAACUAA
Molecule: messenger RNA, 3789 nt
Organism: Colletotrichum graminicola M1.001
Lineage: Eukaryota; Fungi; Ascomycota; Sordariomycetes; Glomerellales; Glomerellaceae
Product: SET domain-containing protein
Exons: 3
Coding region: 1-3789 (1262 amino acids)
Cellular component (GO): Set1C/COMPASS complex
Molecular function (GO): protein binding; nucleic acid binding; histone H3K4 methyltransferase activity
Source: RefSeq, a predicted model, not a curated record